Molecule: messenger RNA, 1737 nt
Organism: Procambarus clarkii (red swamp crayfish)
Lineage: Eukaryota; Metazoa; Arthropoda; Malacostraca; Decapoda; Cambaridae
Source: RefSeq, a predicted model, not a curated record
AUGGCAUUUGUGUUGGGUGAUGAGAGCCACAACUCAGUUGAAUGUCUGGACGUGUCUGUGUACACUGCUGAUGGAUCUAAUUACUCUCAGUCAUUGCUACUCAUCACGCCUUCAAUUACCACCUAUGUGAAGCAGGAGAUCCAGCACGAAGGCAUACUGGGGCGCUGGUGGAGAGUCAGGGGCGCUGGUGGAGAGUCAGGGGCGCUGGUGGAGAGUCAGGGGCGCUGGUGGAGAGUCAGGGGCGCUGGUGGAGAGUCAGGGACGCUGGUGGAGAGUCAGGGGCGCUGGUGGAGAGUCAGGGGCGCUGGUGGAGAGUCAGGGGCGCUGGUGGAGAGUCAGGGGCGCUGGUGGAGAGUCAGGGACGCUGGUGGAGAGUCAGGGACGCUGGUGGAGAGUCAGGGGCGCUGGUGGAGAGUCAGGGGCGCUGGUGGAGAGUCAGGGGCGCUGGUGGAGAGUCAGGGGCGCUGGUGGAGAGUCAGGGGCGCUGGUGGAGAGUCAGGGGCGCUGGUGGAGAGUCAGGGGCGCUGGUGGAGAGUCAGGGACGCUGGUGGAGAGUCAGGGACGCUGGUGGAGAGUCAGGGGCGCUGGUGGAGAGUCAGGGGCGCUGGUGGAGAGUCAGGGACGCUGGUGGAGAGUCAGGGACGCUGGUGGAGAGUCAGGGGCGCUGGUGGAGAGUCAGGGGCGCUGGUGGAGAGUCAGGGGCGCUGGUGGAGAGUCAGGGGCGCUGGUGGAGAGUCAGGGGCGCUGGUGGAGAGUCAGGGCCGCUGGUGGAGAGUCAGGGGCGCUGGUGGAGAGUCAGGGGCGCUGGUGGAGAGUCAGGGACGCUGGUGGAGAGUCAGGGGCGCUGGUGGAGAGUCAGAGACGCUGGUGGAGAGUCAGGGACGCUGGUGGAGAGUCAGGGGCGCUGGUGGAGAGUCAGGGGCGCUGGUGGAGAGUCAGGGACGCUGGUGGAGAGUCAGGGGCGCUGGUGGAGAGUCAGGGACGCUGGUGGAGAGUCAGGGGCGCUGGUGGAGAGUCAGGGACGCUGGUGGAGAGUCAGGGGCGCUGGUGGAGAGUCAGGGGCGCUGGUGGAGAGUCAGGGACGCUGGUGGAGAGUCAGGGGCGCUGGUGGAGAGUCAGGGACGCUGGUGGAGAGUCAGGGACGCUGGAGGAGAGUCAGGGACGCUGGAGGAGAGUCAGGGACGCUGGAGGAGAGUCAGGGACGCUGGAGGAGAGUCAGGGACGCUGGUGGAGAGUCAGGGACGCUGGUGGAGAGUCAGGGACGCUGGUGGAGAGUCAGGGACGCUGGAGGAGAGUCAGGGACGCUGGAGGAGAGUCAGGGACGCUGGUGGAGAGUCAGGGACGCUGGUGGAGAGUCAGGGACGCUGGAGGAGAGUCAGGGACGCUGGUGGAGAGUCAGGGACGCUGGUGGAGAGUCAGGGACGCUGGUGGAGAGUCAGGGACGCUGGUGGAGAGUCAGGGACGCUGGUGGAGAGUCAGGGACGCUGGUGGAGAGUCAGGGACGCUGGUGGAGAGUCAGGGACGCUGGUGGAGAAUAAGGGACGCUGGUGGAUAGUCAGGGACGCUGGUGGAGAGCCAGGGUCGCUGGUGGAGAGUCAGGGACGCUGGUGGAGAGUCAGAGACGCUGGUGGAGAGUCAGGGACGCUGGUGGAGAGUCAGGGACGCUGGAGGAGAGUCAGGGACGCUGGUGGAGAUUGGAUAAGAUCGCCCUCUUAUUGGACUACAGUAUUCAGUUAG